AUGACAGGAGGAGAAGGCGAUACACACGACCAUGGACCCCCAAGAAAUACUACACCAACCAGGACUACCCAAAUCAUCAAUCAGAGUACACCUUAUCCACAGCUAGCAAUAUGGAGCACGAGGUUAUCCUCCGCUGGUGUGAACAGCUUCUCGGGUGCAGUGGCAGGAGUGGCCAGUGGUAUAGUAACCUGUCCGCUUGAUGUCAUCAAGACGAAGCUACAGGCCGGUAGGAACGCCUACAGUCACCCGGGACAAGCGGAUCCGAAGACUGGCCAAACGUACCGUGGUAUGCGAGGUACGGCGGCAACGAUCAUAAAACAAGACGGCGUGCUUGGUUUGUACCGAGGGCUAGGUCCAAUGCUCUUAGGCUAUCUGCCAACGUGGGCUGUGUACAUGGCGGUCUACGACAGCAGUCGCGAGUAUUUCUACAAAAACGGCUAUGGCGAGCACAAUACCGACAAAUGGCUAGCCCGAGUCUAUGCCUCAGUCACAGCUGGCGCCUGCAGCACUCUCGCCACCAAUCCCAUCUGGGUCAUCAAGACCCGCCUGAUGUCUCAAGUCUCUACCAUAGGCACCGACGGCGCCCGCUCGAACUCCUGGAACUACAACAGCACUCUUGACGCCGCCCGCAAAAUGUACCGAGCUGAAGGUCUGCGGGCAUUCUAUUCCGGCUUGACACCAGCCAUGCUCGGCCUCACACACGUCGCGAUCCAAUUUCCAUUGUACGAGUACUUCAAGCAACAAUUCACCGGUCUCGAAAUGGGCGAGAGCCCCGCUGCAGCGGGAAGCGAAGGCCGCAAUACCGUGGGCAUCCUAGCUGCGACCUUCCUCUCCAAAGUCUGCGCCACAACAGCAACAUACCCGCACGAAGUCAUACGCACUCGUCUGCAAACCCAGCGCCGUAAUCUGCACCCUGAGAGUACUGGCUCCCACUCGUUAUCCAAUGCGCACCAUCACGCCCAAUCGCUCCCCAAGACUGGAAAGCUAGUCGGUAGUACGGACGGCAUGGCAUAUCAACCACAGUAUAAAGGCGUUAUCACAACCUGUAAGACUAUUUUGAAGGAGGAGGGCGGCAAGGCAUUCUACUCGGGCUUGGGCACGAAUUUGAUCAGGGCGGUUCCGGCGGCUAUGACUACUAUGCUUACUUUUGAGAGCAUCAAGGGGGCUAUCGGGAGGCUUCAGGAGACUGGGCAAGAGAUGGAGAGGGAUGGGCUGCGAUGA
This is a messenger RNA of Recurvomyces mirabilis, 1221 nucleotides long. RefSeq lists its product as uncharacterized. Gene Ontology annotation, biological process: pyrimidine nucleotide import into mitochondrion. Bases 1 to 1221 code for a protein of 406 amino acids. The transcript has a single exon. Gene Ontology annotation, cellular component: mitochondrion. NCBI's taxonomy places the organism in Eukaryota, Fungi, Ascomycota, Dothideomycetes, Mycosphaerellales, Teratosphaeriaceae. The record is from RefSeq and is a predicted model, not a curated record. Gene Ontology annotation, molecular function: pyrimidine nucleotide transmembrane transporter activity.